Phyllostomus hastatus (greater spear-nosed bat) is the source of this 3796-nucleotide messenger RNA. RefSeq names its product pleckstrin homology and coiled-coil domain containing D1 (gene PLEKHD1). NCBI's taxonomy places the organism in Eukaryota, Metazoa, Chordata, Mammalia, Chiroptera, Phyllostomidae. Bases 153 to 1793 code for a protein of 546 amino acids. The record is from RefSeq and is a predicted model, not a curated record. The transcript has 12 exons.
GCGGGGCGCGGGGGGGGAUGCUGCUGGCGGAGGCUGAGCCGCCCUCCCCCCUGAGUUCCCGCCGGGCCGGCCCCAAUCCGGAGGCCGAGCCGUAGGCUGCGCGCUCCGCGCCCCGGGCCCCCUGGGCGCCACGCUCUCGCGCGCGCGCUUUAAUGCAGCAGCUCCCGAGUCGGCUGCUCCGUGUCUCCUCUGGCUGGGACGCACCCGGACGGCGCCCGGAGCGGCCUGCAGACACCGCCUCCCGCAGUCGCCUGCAGCGCGUCCGCGCUCGCCUGAACCAGAGUCCCUGCAGUCCCCGGGAGUGGGUGGGCCGGGCCGGGGCAGCCCCACUAAGGCGGGAUGUUCAUGUCCAAGUCCAACUCGGUGUCGCCCUCGCCGUCCUUGGAGCAGGCCGACUCGGACGCUCUGGACAUCAGCACCAAAGUGCAACUCUACGGCGUGCUGUGGAAGCGGCCCUUCGGGCGGCCAUCCGCCAAGUGGUCCCGGCGGGUGUCAUCCCUCUGGGUGGCUGCCUGGUGGAGGCCAGGGAAGAGCCCAGCAUGCCCUACGCCAUGAGAAUAUCCCACCAGGACUUUCAUGUGCACCGUGGCCCCUCUUCCUGGCAGGGGAACAUAUUGCUGGCGGCAGAGUCCGAGUUUGAGCAGACGCAGUGGCUGGAGAUGCUGCAGGAGUCGGGGAAGGUGACCUGGAAGAACGCCCAGCUGGGAGAAGCCAUGAUCAAAAGCCUGGAGGCCCAGGGGCUGCAGUUGGCCAAGGAGAAGCAGGAGUAUUUAGACAAACUGAUGGAGGAGACUGAAGAACUCUGCCUGCAGAGGGAGCAGAGAGAGGAACUUGAGCGCCUUAACCAGGUGCUGGAGGCUGAGAAGCAGCAGUUUGAGGAGGUGGUGCAGGAGCUGAGAGUGGAGCAGGAGCAGAUCAAGAGGGAGCUAGAACUGACUGCAAGAUGCCUCAAGGGGGUGGAGCAAGAGAAGAAGGAGCUGAGGCACCUCACAGAGUCCUUGCAGCAGACGCUGGAGGAGCUCUCGAUAGAGAAGAAGAAAACCCUGGAAAUGCUGGAGGAGAAUGAGAACCAACUGCAGACACUGGCCAGUCAGAGCGAGCAGCCUCCUCCCGAUGAGGGUCUCCACAGCAACCUAAGGCAGAUCGAGGAGAAGAUGCAGCAGCUGUUGGAGGAGAAGCUCCUGGCAGAGAAGCGGAUGAAGGAGAACGAGGAGCGCUCGCGGGCCUUGGAGGAGGAGCGCGAGUUCUAUUCCAGCCAGUCCCAGGCGCUGCAGAACUCGCUGCAGGAGCUGACGGCGCAGAAGCAGCAGGCCGAGCAGGAGCUCAAGGCUGAGGUGAAGGUCCGUAUGGACCUGGAGAGGCGUCUGCGGGAGGCUGAGGCGGCCCUGAGGAGCCUGGAACAAGGGCUCAACUCCAAGGUGCGGAACAAGGAGAAGGAGGAGAGGAUGCGGGCUGACGUGAGCCAUCUGAAAAGAUUCUUCGAGGAGUGCAUCCGGAACGCGGAGCUGGAGGCCAAGAUGCCGGUCAUCAUGAAGAACUCCGUGUACAUCCACAAGGCAGCCACUCGCCGCAUCAAGAGCUGCCGUUUCCACCGGCGCCGGUCCAGCACCACCUGGAAUGACAUGAAGCCGUCCCAGUCCUUCAUGACCUCCCAGCUGGAAGCCAACAACAUAGAGGAGCUGAAGGAGGUGGCUAAGCGGCUGAGCCGAGACCAGCGCUUCCGGGAAUCCAUCUACCACAUCAUGGUGACUCAGCCUGGACCACCCUCGGCACUCCCCAAGGGUGGGAAGUGAAGGACUUUCCUCCCCGCCUCCUAGGUCUCUCCUGGGUGGGGCCUGGGAAGGGGCCGCAGCGGGGGCCCGACUCUGCCAGGCUUCUCUCAGCUCCCCUCUGGGCCAGGCCUGCUCCUGGGGGCAGCCUCACCCUCAAAGGACAGGGACACUACCUCCCUCACCACGCCCACCCCCACCCCAGGCUCUACCCUCGGUCCGUACCAGGCCCAUGCAGGCCCAGCCAGGUGCUGCCUGGUUGUUACGAUGAGGCCAGGAAGAGGCCUGGUUGCAUGUGGAGACAUUUUUUUUUGGUCAGGGAGUGUGGUGGGCAGGGCCCACAGCUCUCUGUCAUGCCCGCUCUACCUCUCUGUGACUCUGCCACCCCGCCUGCCCUGGUGUGUGCAGGCCUCCCCUCCUCACCUUGAUACUUGCCUCCCCUGAGGGGCUUCCUAAUGCUCUCUGCUUCAGCAACCUAUAGACAUCCCGCAGUCGGGGGCCCUCACUCACUUUGGCCACAUCUGGGCUCAUGGCAUACCACACCGCCACAGUAUCGCCUUUCCUGAGGUUGGCCCUGGCUGUGGGAUCACCUGCUCGCUCCCCUCCGCAGGCGAGCUCAUCCACCUACAGCCUCAGCACCCUAUGAGGGUGAUGUAAUGGCCCCCUUACCCCCCUCCCCCCCACUGCAUCCCACCUGCAUAUGUGCCUAGGGCCCUGGCCCCUGAUUGGGAGCUGGGCAUCAGCGAUGCUGAGAGCUCCUCCAGAGGACUCAUCUAGUCAGGCAGGGGAUGAAGGUGGCCCUGGCUCCUGCAGUAGGAGGGCUGCUCCCUCUGGCUACGGUGGCCCUGUUGGUCCAUGGUGUCCCAGAUGACUCUCUCCCAGCUGCCCCUGCUUUGGUGGCCUUGCUCCCUCCUCUCCCUGCAGAGGCUGUACCCGGUGAAGCAGUGUGACCGUGAACCCUGGAAGGUGGGGGCCUGGGCCUGCGAAAUGGCCAGUAGCCAUUGGUUGGCCCCAUGUCAACAGGGGUGAAGCUGAAACACCUAUCUGCAGCCUUUGUGGGAAACCACCACCCUCCACGAGGCUGAGGGUUGUGGCGUGUGUCCCUCACCCAGUCCUUCUCCUGCUAGGCCCACCCUCCAAAGCCUCCCGAGUCUGUGGGUCUCUCCAGAAAGGAAAUCUGUCUGGGGUCAGGGUGCUCUGGGACACUGGUGGCAUUAAAGGUGCUGUGUCUGCUGCUUGGAAAACUGAGGGAGGGGCUCAAUCUGAGGGACGGACAGAUGGCUGUAGGGUCAGUCCCUGCAGAGGCGCAGGUCCCUGGGGACUUGUGUGGGACUAUUCUGUGGGGGGAAGAGUGUCUCCUGCUCUGUGCUCGGAGCUGCUUGGUGAAACUAAUCUCGGCGGUCCCUCCUCCGUGGUGGGUGGACUUGGACGGCUGCAGCCAAUCCCUUCCAUGUCUAGGUGCAGACGGAGGUGGAGGUGCUUCAGAAUCAAUGCCUCUAAAUUGGAAUCUAAAUUUAAAACCUUCAAACAUGUAGAAACCCGCAUAAACUUGGAAAUGACUUAUGCAGUGUGUAUGUAGGAUGGACUUUGAAAUGUGGGAGAAGAUUUAUAAAGCCAAGAUUGCAGCUGUAUUUUUUGCAUCUUUAUUUUUAAAGCAUUAGACUAAUACUGGUUUGCUUUUGGAGAAAGAUCUUUUGGGCAUUUUCAAAUGCAUUUCUUUUUUCUGGGCUAGCUCUUAGCCAGAAAGGAAAGUGUUUUUCCCUGCACCUUCACCAAUCCCUAGUGUCUUUCCUCCCGUUUCACCCUGUACUUACCAUGCCUCAGGCCCAUCUGGGUUAUCUUCAACAAACUGGUCAAUUCACAAGUAUUUAUUUGUUAAAAACUCACUCUGUACCUAUUACUGUAAAUAGAAAAAGAGCAAUAUCCCUAUAUGAGAAUAUGUAAAGGUGGAAAUUGCUUACUGGAAAUAUAUUGAUCUGAUUUUUUUUUAAAAAACAAAACUUUUAUUCCUUGGCCAAUUAAAUGUU